AAUGAUUUCAUGCUUUAAAAGAGCAUAUCAAGAAAAAUAAUUUACAUUUUGAGGUGCUCUAGUAGGGGAAAUUUUGAAAUUAAUUGAUGUUUAAAUUAAACUAUCAGAAAUAGAUGUGCAGAAUUGGCUAUUUGAUAAUUAAAGGUAAGCAAUAUCAUUAUCCAAAAAAAUCACAAAUAAACCAAUGAAAUUAACGAAAUUUUAAUAUUUCGAAUUUAAAGCUUAUAAGAAAAAAAAAUAAUAAUAAAAAUAAGAUAAUAUAAUUAAGAUGGCAAAAGGAGCAACAAAAGGAAACAAGGGAGCUAAGAAGGCUGGAACACCAAGUCAAAUAUUUAAUUUAUUGUAGAAGCUACAAAGAAUGUUAAAAAAGUAACAAAAAAGACCACUGAUGCAACUCCAGCACCAGCCCCAGUGACAACAACAACAGCACCAGCACCAACUACCGCAACACCAGUUGCUGCAUCCACUCCUAAAAAAUAAGGAAAGCAAGCAACAAAAGCAAAGAAAGCUACUAAAAAAGCUACAAAGAAGGCUCCUAAGAAGGGAAGUAAGAAAUAAGCCAAGAAAUGAUUAGUUAUUCAAGAAUUAAUCUAUUAAUUAGAUAUUCA
This is a messenger RNA of Paramecium primaurelia, 608 nucleotides long. Lineage: Eukaryota; Ciliophora; Oligohymenophorea; Peniculida; Parameciidae. The record is from the annotation of a GenBank genome assembly.